This is a messenger RNA of Porites evermanni, 4502 nucleotides long. The record is from the annotation of a GenBank genome assembly. Lineage: Eukaryota; Metazoa; Cnidaria; Anthozoa; Scleractinia; Poritidae.
AUGACGUGUCGACAUCUAUUACGUGUGUUACUAAAAGUGACAUUUAUUUGGAUAAGACAUCGCCAUUCAAAGACAUCUAAUUUUAGAAUUUAUCAACUUUUUAGCAUCUUUGCAGGUUGGGGGAAGGUUUCACGGGCAACAUGGGACCCCUCCUUGCUAUGCCAUUGUUUCUGUCAAAUUUUGUACGAACAAUAAUUAUGUUCUUUAAUAUAGUAGGGCAGGGCUUCACUCCUGGAUAUUGUGGACGCAAUUAUUAUCCACAUGUUUCUUUGUUUUACAAUUUUACCGCAUACUUUUGUUAAUUAGUGUAAAUGGAAAAAAUGACAGGUUUGUUUUCAAUCCUCGACAAGCAAAACAAAAUUGCUACAAAUAGUUUUUCUCCACGUAAGCAUGGAAAAUUUUAAAUAAUUUGUCUAUUCCUCUAAAUCAUAUCAUGAACUUUCCUUUUGUGAAAGUAAUCCACCUUUAUCUUUAGCAUACAGUUCAAUUAUUCAAAGCCUCUCCCUGUUUUAAUGUUUCAUUCUUAAUCUUUACAAAAUUAUUAUAAUUAAAACUUCAAAACGUUUAUACCUGAUUGGAGCAUUUUAUCACCAUUAAUAAGGCGUUUUUAAAGCGGUUCACCACGUGCGGUGAAUACUAAUCACGAAAACGGAAAUUUCCACCGAACGACAUCCUGAAACUUCAAUCCAUGAUAGAAGGUUGAGAUAUCGGUUAAAAUGAUUUGGUUUCUUAGUUUUUGCUUCAUUCCUUCUCUAGUCUUCGCCGCCGGAAACUUAAGAUCUGCCUACUUCAAAAGUAGUAAGAAUAAGUAUUUAGCAGGCCAACCGGUCAAAAAAAUUGAUUCACCCAGCCUUAUUUCAUGCUGCCAGGCAUGCUUAGAGCACUCUUGGUGUACCUCUGCUAACUUUAAAGAGCCCUUUGGGAUAAGCAGCAAUGGUAGUUGUGAACUAAUCAAGAAACAGUUCUCUCCCGUAAGAGAUAAAGCCAAGCUUACUGAUCGACCAGGUACUACUUUCACGAGAAAAAUGGUAAGAGUAGUAUUGUGUAAAAUAUACAUAGCACGUAUCCCAAGGUGGAUUCCAAAGGACCCACGUAGUUUGUUUGAGUUAGCAGGGGCUCAAAUCAAGUUAGUUUGUUGUAGUCGAAGAUGUACUAUGAAUAGAGUAUCAUAUGGAGAAGAUGGAUAUUAUAAUAUUUUGUUUAAAAUCAUAUUAAGCUGAUGGCUUUAGUAAAACUUGCGGUUUUCUAACUAAAGACACUCUUAUCGCUUUUGCCCAUGAGAGCCUUAACUUAAGUCAAAGUCCCUAAAAUGAUGAUCACCAACUUAACUUCAUACUUGCUGUUAAUCGCUCUAUACCUAGUUCUUUAUUUUGUUUGCUGUCAUUGUUGUCUGCCUUUCAUUGUGAGAUUUGAUAAUUGUGUUUUCGAGGGGCCGUUUCGGAUCGUAAUUUACCUAGUCGGGGCCGAACCUCAAUAUUCAGUUUUGUUAACUAGCACCUGCCAGCCAUUACGUUGGCAAAUCUCCAAUAAAUGAAUAUAAAAAAAUGUCGUGCUUGAACAUUGUUGAAAAAAAUUUUGCCCCCAAAAAAGUCCAACAUUUCAACAACACGACUUUCGCAGACUAUUUAUAUCAAUUAUCGUGUUUUUUAAGGAGAAGAAUGAGAAGGAUGUUAGAGCCGUUUAUACGAGAGAAAAUAAGCCGCAGCUUACGUAAGGCAUGAACACCCCGUAUAAAUGGUACAAAAUCUACAUUCACGGCUUAUUCAACCUACGGCCAGCUCAAGUCGCGGCUCAUCCUGGCCGAUGACUUUUGGGUUGGACUUAUCCAAGUCGCAGCUUACCGUGGACGUGAAAGUGUCCGUGUAAAUGCACUCAUUGAUCGACUCGUUCGAGACACCGCUGUCACUGUGGGGCUAGGAACGCGUGUAAGAUUUCGGAGAGAAUCCAGAAGGACAGCUGCCCAAUAACUGCUCUAGUGAUCACAGGAUUAAUCAAUAAUUCCUUCCAAUAAAGUAUAUCUUUCCUGACACAUGGAAAUUGGCGGAAAGCGUCCCAAUACCAAAGGAUUGAGACCCGGCGACCAAUUCCAUUAUUGCCUAUCUUGUCAAAGGUAAUUAAGAGACUUGCCCAAAAACAGUUUUCUGACUUUUUAACAAGAAUAAUAAAUUGUCAAUUCAUCAAAGUAGUUACAAGUGACACAAUUCUACUGAAACUGCCCUUGUAUAUGUCAAUGAUCAACUCUUGAAAGCAGUUGAAGAAAAAACUGUAUCAUUGAUAGUAUUAAUGGAUAUGUCCAAAGCCUUUGAUCGCCUAGAUCACAAUUAUCUCCUGACUAAGUUGCGCAGACUUGGCCUGAUGCCGUCGGCUGCUGCUUCCUGGUUUUCUAGCUAUCUAUUAUUUAGAAAGCAGGGCCGGGUCCGCUACGAACCAAGAUUCUAUCUCAGAAAUACUUCCUAUAAAACACAAUGUAGGGGGUAUCCCAGGGCUCAAUCCUGGGUCCAAUCCUAUUCACCAUGUAUGUGGAUGAUCUUAUGAAUGAAAUUAGUAAUAGUCAAGUGAAACUGUAUGUUGAUGGUUAUCAGCAGUUUUUCAAGUUUGAGGUAUCAGAUUCAGCUAACGCCAUCUCAGGUGUGCUCAACUAAUUCCUUACUUAUCAACCCUGAAAAAACUAAGUUUAUAGUCGUUGGUUUACCCCCACUCACCAGUCAGUUACCUCCUGUAUCACUCACGGUACUAGGUAUAUCCGCGGUUUUAAGUUUCACAGGAUCAAUGUCUCAAUUAUAACAUCCAUAUAACUAAUACAGCUUCUACUUGUUUUCAUCGGUUGGUACAGGUGAAUAGGAUAAACACCUAUAAGACAGGAAGUCACUUAUAUUACUUAUAAAUAGCUUUGUUUUUAGCAAGUUAUUUUAUAUUCAGUUGUUCCUCUGUAUAGGGAAACACAGCUAAAUCAUUUUUUUUUUUAAAUUUCGGAUAUACAAACAAAUACAAUACAUUACAUUUACAAUUCAUUACAAUAAAUUCUAAUUAUUGGUUACUAAAUUUUACCUUACAUUGAAAUCAAACUUACAUAACUUACAGCUAAAUCAAACUCACAUAAGCUGCAAAUACUGCAGAAUUUUGCUGCCCGGAUUGUUUUAGGGUUAAAGAAAUUUGUCCAUAUUUCUGAGGGUCAAAGAUCUUUAAAAUGGCUGAAUGUUUCCGAGAUUUUAUUUAAUGAUUUAGUUUUAGUUUUUAAGUAUGUAAAUGGUCUGGAACCAAGUUAUUUAGUUGAUUAUAUUAUAACACGUUCGGAAACCCAUAAUAGAAAUUUAAGAAGGUCUGGAGACUUCCACGCUGCCGGUUGUCAGUAGGGUGCGAGGUUUUUACUUUCGCGGAGCUAAACAGUGGAAUAACCUGUCUAAAGACGUUCAGGGCAUUAAAGAUAUUAAGGUUUUUAAAGAAAGAUUGGCUAAUUGUAUAUUUAAUGUAUAAUUUGUAUAUUUAAUGCUAUUAGUUAUUAUUUAUCUGAUCUAUUGUUUUAAUACUUAGUUUUUAGAUCUUAGACCUUAUUCCUAUAAUUUCAUGUAAUUAGUGAAUUGUGUCACGAAAGCCCUGUAAAGGGAGACUCGGACUUUCAGUUAUCUCACCAUGUUUUGUUGCAAUGUAUUAAAAUGCGAAUCGUGUAUACAGGUGUGAUAACUCAAAACAGCGAGUUAGUCUUCCUAAACAUUUUUUAUUAAUAUUUCAAUAGGAUACUUCAUAAUAAGCUAAUUUAUCGAGUUUGCUAAAUAAGCUGCUAGCCAUUAACAUAUGUUCUCCUUUUUUAGUUUCCCAAAGAUUGCAACAGCCUACCACCGCAUUUGCCGAGUGGGGUGUACAUCAUACAACCACUGGCAGAUGAAGAGCCCAUUGAUGUUUACUGCGAGAUGGCAAUUAAUGGUGGGGGCUUCACCUUUCUUCCUCGUGGCCUCACCAGAACUUUACAUGCGGACCUGAUUGUCAAUGCUUUGUUUCGAGACAGGAAAAACGUCCUACUGAAGUUGAAGAAGAGGGUGGACCUCAGCGAGUCAUACACUCUGAUCCAGCCCCAUCCAAAUUUCGCCCACACAGAGUUCGGGGUGUUAGUCAAUAGCUUCGCCGGUUACACCGAACCAAUAAACGCCUUCAUGAAAGAUUACAUUUUACUUGGCAUUAUUCCAGCAUCAGCUGUACGAAAUGGAAGUGAAGGUUUCAUAUCCAACGGGAACAUAAUCCAGUUUUCAAAUUGCGACGGAACCCCCCACAGCUACUUUGCAUUCUUUCCUAACUACAAUCUGGAACCUCCCAGUAACCGUUCUGACUCUGGCGGUGUGGCGGAUAUUUGGCGCUCCAAGGUAAUUGCCAUCAACUAUACGGACCACAAUAUGCCGGACGAGUUCUUUUUCUUAACAGAAGUGCAUUUUGGAGGUUGUGGCACCUACUCAUCCAGUGACCAAUGGACCAAGUAUGGCUUUAAUGCCACAGCCAUUGGAAUUCGCUAA